GCUGAGCUACACUGGCCUACCUAGCCCCCCUGUCCAGACUCCAUUCUUAUGCCAAGCCAAGACUCGCGAGAUCAAACGAGGGAGAGUAAGUUAAGGAAACAUGGCGAUGUCUAAUUUGUUAAAGAACAAAGGGUCCCUCCAGUUUGAGGACAAGUGGGAUCAGAUGCGCCCAAUUGUCCUUAAGUUGCUUCGCCAGGAGUCCGUAACUAAGCAGCAGUGGUUCGAUCUAUUCUCAGAUGUUCAUGCAGUCUGCUUAUGGGAUGACAAAGGCCCUGCAAAGAUCCACCAGGCUCUUAAGGAGGACAUCCUAGAUUUUAUUAAGCAAGCCCAGGCGAGGGUGCUCAGUCACCAAGAUGACACUGCUCUCCUCAAGGCUUACAUCGUGGAGUGGAGGAAGUUCUUCACGCAGUGUGACAUUCUGCCUAAGCCAUUUUGCCAGCUUGAGAUCACCUUGAUGGGCAAGCAAGGUAGCAACAAGAAAUCCAAUGUGGAGGACAGCAUAGUGCGGAAGCUGAUGUUAGACACUUGGAACGAAUCCAUCUUUUCCAACAUUAAGAAUAGGUUGCAGGAUAGUGCAAUGAAGUUGGUUCAUGCCGAAAGGCUUGGAGAAGCUUUUGACUCUCAAUUGGUCAUUGGGGUGCGCGAGUCCUAUGUGAACCUGUGUUCCAACCCUGAUGAUAAGCUGCAAAUCUACAGGGAUAACUUUGAGAAAGCCUACCUUGACUCCACUGAGAGGUUCUAUAGAACACAGGCACCCUCCUACCUGCAGCAGAAUGGAGUACAAAACUACAUGAAAUAUGCAGACGCUAAGUUAAGGGAGGAGGAAAAACGCGCACUACGGUAUUUAGAGACCCGACGUGAAUGUAAUUCUGUUCAAGCACUUAUGGAAUGUUGUGUAAAUGCACUGGUGACGUCAUUCAAAGAAACCAUCUUGGCAGAAUGUCCUGGCAUGAUCAAACGCAACGAGACUGACAAGCUGCAUCUGAUGUUCUCCCUGAUGGAUAAAGUUCCCAGUGGAAUUGAGCCUAUGCUAAAGGACCUGGAGGAACACAUAAUUAGUGCUGGGCUGGCCGACAUGGUUGCUGCUGCUGAGACCAUCACAACUGACUCGGAGAAGUAUGUGGAGCAGCUUCUUACUCUCUUCAACCGCUUUAGUAAACUUGUGAAGGAAGCGUUCCAGGAUGAUCCUCGAUUCCUCACAGCCAGAGAUAAAGCAUACAAAGCAGUUGUAAAUGAUGCCACAAUAUUUAAGCUGGAGCUGCCAAUGAAGCAGAAAGGAGUGGGCCUCAAAACACAACCUGAGUCUAAGUGUCCAGAGCUGCUAGCCAACUACUGUGACAUGCUGCUAAGAAAGACCCCACUUAGCAAGAAGCUUACGUCUGAGGAGAUCGAGCUGAAAUUAAAAGAAGUGUUACUGGUGCUGAAAUACGUCCAGAAUAAGGAUGUGUUCAUGAGAUACCAUAAAGCUCACCUGACAAGGAGGCUGAUCCUGGACAUUUCAGCUGAUAGCGAGAUAGAGGAGAACAUGGUUGAGUGGUUGAGGGAAGUUGGUAUGCCUGCUGAUUAUGUCAACAAGUUGGCUAGAAUGUUCCAGGACAUUAAAGUCUCGGAGGAUCUAAACCAGGUCUUCAAGGAGAUGCACAAACACAACAAGCUUGCUUUACCAGCGGAUUCAGUCAACAUCAAGAUCUUGAAUGCUGGAGCAUGGUCUCGCAGCUCGGAGAAGGUCUUUGUGUCGCUGCCCACUGAGCUGGAGGACCUUAUUCCUGAAGUAGAAGACUUCUACAAGAAGAAUCACAGUGGCAGAAAGCUCCAUUGGCACCACCUUAUGUCCAAUGGCAUUAUCACAUUUAAAAACGAAGUGGGCCAGUAUGACUUGGAGGUCACUACUUUCCAGCUGGCCGUUCUCUUUGCCUGGAACCAAAGACCCAGGGAAAAGAUUAGCUUUGAGAACCUCAAGCUUGCCACGGAGCUACCUGACGCCGAGCUGAGACGCACGCUCUGGUCGCUUGUUGCCUUUCCAAAACUCAAACGACAGGUCUUGUCGUAUGAACCUCAAGUGAGCUCUCCCAAAGAUUUCACAGACAGUACAUUGUUCUUUGUUAAUCAGGAGUUCUCCUUGAUAAAAAACUCAAAGGUGCAGAAGAGGGGAAAGAUUAACUUGAUUGGCCGCCUACAGUUGACUACAGAACGAAUGAGGGAAGAGGAAAAUGAAGGCAUUGUUCAACUUAGGAUAUUAAGAACACAGGAGGCUAUCAUCCAGAUCAUGAAGAUGCGGAAGAAGAUCACCAACGCCCAGCUGCAGACAGAGCUGGUGGAGAUCCUGAAGAACAUGUUUCUUCCCCAAAAGAAGAUGAUCAAGGAGCAGAUCGAGUGGCUUAUCGAGCACAAGUACAUAAAGCGAGAUGAGUCGGACAUUAACACCUUCAUUUACAUGGCGUAGCGCUGAGGUUUACGCUGGAGAUGCUUAUUGUUCUGAUCAAGGUGAAGAUGGUGAAACCUGCAGGAGGUCAGCAGUGGGAGAGGGGUGCUGAAGCCGUGGAGAAACCACACUGGCUGCUGAUCUUCUCGUGGAGCGACGGGCUUGUUUUUAAUGACCGACAGUCACACACCAGAAUAGCUCAUUUAAAGAAAAUCCCUGCCUUACCUUACAGUAAAGAAACAUGAGUUGAGGAUGGGAGAUUUCAGAGGAAAAAAAGACAAAAUUGACUCUAUUUUUGCCAACUGGUAGUCAGUAUGCAUGGUGGGUGGUUUGCCUUUUUUUUUUUUCGUGAGUGUCUACAUCUCCAACAGCAUGCCGUCAGUGGGAAUGUCUUAGUCAUCCAAGGACCUGUUUGUGUGUGCUGUGUUUGUGUGCCCCCCUCUCUCUCCCAGCCAUCCGUCUGGGCCAGACUGUGUCCACUCUUCUCCUCCUCCCCUGGCCCACAGCUCACACUGCGCCUGCUGCUGUCACCAUCCUCCAGUGGACAUUGGCCAUUCUUACAGGUUCCUACAGCUCCCACUGCAGCCACACAGGAGCCCUCACCAGGAUGGAGGACUUGAGCGUUAGCACUUUACACACUCUGCCACACUAUGUCAGCAUGGCUUUCUUUCUUUCAUCUAUUGUGUGUGUGUGUGUGUAUGCGUGGGUGUAUUUUUCUUUGUUUUCUUUCUUCUUGCGAGAUCACUUUUGAACUCAAGAUAGCUGAUUGACACAGUGUGUUUAUGCUGCAGGAUGUCCAUCCAGAUGUCACAAAAAAACCUUCAUUUCCUUUCCCUGGCCUACACUGCAUCAAGCAUCAUCUGCCUCUACUCCUCCUUUAGGAGGAGGAUGAUAUGGAUGUUUAGUAGGUGUUAACAGGUGGUUGCUGUUGUUAGUUAUUGUUGUUAUUGAGGUAUUACAAGCCAGUAAGGUCACUGAACUUUUAUUUUUGUGUGUUUUUCUCUCGAGUGGAGGCAGAUGAAAAACCUCACAUGAAAUAGUAUCUCUCCAUUCAGAUUUGUCCAGGAGAGUUUGUUCACUCCAACUUUGACCUUCAAGCUUAUGAAGCACAUAAGUGGAUAUUUGAGUUUAAAAAAAAGGUUAGGUCCAAGUUAUGUCCGUCUAAUCUUUACUCUGUAAACCUCAGGCACAGUGGGGCAGCCAAGUUAUUUCAAGCAGAUGUUGUUGGAAUGUUUUCUGUGCUUGAAGCAGCUCACAGUACUGGUUUGCUUACUCCCUUACUAAUUGCACAUUGCCAAAGUAAAACAUGGAGGGGUUAAUAUUAAUAUUACACAGGAAUGAUAUAGAAAAAUAUUUUGUAGUAUGUCCUUUUUACCCCCCUCGUUUUGGAUUGGUUCUGUCCGACAGACUUAAUGACUGUGUCUUAAUUAUCUUGUCACUUUUUUGAAUUUCCUGCAAAACAGCCACAUCAUGUAUUAACAAAUUGGAGCAAUUUGCUAUAGUUGGGCCUUUUCAGCUCUGCUGUUAUAUCAGGUUAUGUAGUACUUGCUUUUGAUGCUACACCCUUGAACAGAAAAGCCAAUAAGCAGGUUAAGAGAGUUGUUUGGUGCACUGACACACUCUGAGCUUUAUUAUGUAAUAUUUGACACAUUGUAAUCACUAGCCAGACCUGUGAACUUAGUGAUAUUGCGUUAUGUGAUGAGAUUCGUUUAAAAGUGUAGCUGCUAAUGUGUCUUCAACCUAUCUAAAAUGUUUCACACCAGUCAUUAGUUGAGACAUUUGUCUCCUUACCGGGAGUAGCAAGUGAUCUGAGAUCGUUUAUUUUUUUUUAGCUUGUCUCAUACCUGGCAUCAUUUGGCAUGUGAUUAUAAUGUAAAAGUCAUUAAAUAUUACACAGAAGAACUUGUGUUAACCAAAAGCAAAGUGUAUACAUGGAAUAGUUCAAUUUUUGGGACAUAAUUUGUUUCCUAAAACAACCCGUCCAUAAUAUUUCUAACAGUUUUACACAGCUGCCUUUCUAAAAGACAACCAUUUUUCUUCCCUGAUGCAGUAGCAAUUCAGUGUUGUUAUGUUUUUCCAAUUAUCUUCCCUGUCUGUGUAGCAUGUUAUAAGUCUUGAUGAAAUUUAAGAUGUUCGUAUGGAUAAUGCCAAAAUAGCCUGAGCUUUUUGUUCAGGUUUAAGUGGGCUACAUAAAAGUUUUCUAAUUUAUCUAAUUUUAUUUAAUGGUCAUUAAGAUUCCCUUAAAAUCCUUAUAAAUUGGCCUCAGACAUGAAUGAUGAACUUGAUUAAUCAGCAUAGCACAGUGGUCACUGUAAUGUGUUGUAAUCAGCUGGAAAUUCAUGCCACGUUAAUGAGAAUGUGACAAAUAGUGCAGGUUCACAGACCAGACAGGAAAGACUGUUGCAAGCUUGGGUGUUUAAUUCUGAGCUUUUAGGAAAUCAAAAGCCUUGUUGCCUGUGUAAUCUUACAUACAAUUCCUUCAGAGCAGCAGAAAGCCAGUAAAAUGAUAAUAUAAUGUUGUUCACUUUAUUUAUUCAGAAUUAUAAUGUGAGUGGGGGUGUGGGAACGGAUGUGUAUGUGUGCAUUGGGUAAUUGGGAGCCACUGAUCAGUGAGACACAGUGAAGUUCUGUUUCUACAUGAUUCAUUGCUUAAUUUACAAUUUGUGGAGAGGGUUUAUUCUUCCCUUUCCUCUGACUGGCCUGUAUUGCUUGUGAAGUUAAACACUUUGGUAGGGAUUUUUUUGUUGAUUUCUGGCAACAGGUGGUUUGAAUGUUAGGCCUUUAAAGAGAGAAUGAUGAGAUUGGAAAUUUGUAUUAACUUCCGAAUGAAGGCAUAGUAUAUUAAGCAUUUUGAAUCAUUUUUGCAAGCCUAUUUCAGGCAUACUAACAGAUGCAUGUCCUAAUAGAAAUACAUUCACACAAAACCAGAAUGAGCAAUAAUCAGGCAAGCAUUAAACACUUGAAGAAAGCUGGCAGAAUUUGUUCUGGAUACAUCUGAGCCCUGAUCAUGACUGCCUAGAAUUUCCCUUUUGCAGUGCUUUUAGUAUCGCUUUAAGUGAAAGGCAGUAGGACAUGGGGAGUUCUGCCAUUAUACGUAGAUAAGAGGAUGUCAUGUUGUGUUUGUAACAUUGAGGCUUGUACUGAAGUGGAAUAGGAGUGUUGCAUGAGAAUUUGCACUCAUUUCCAGCAUUGGCUGCCCCACUUUUAUCUCACACAAAGUUACAAAGCGCAUGCAUCUCUUUUCCUUCAUCUGCUUCCACUGUCCUUGCAGUUUUACAGUUAUUUUGCAAAACGGAUCGUUAUCCAAACUUGACACUGGUUUUCAAAAUCUGUAAAGAAGUGUGGGAGUCUGUGUGUGUUCAUUCUUCUGCCCACUUUUCACAUACUUUCUACUGUUACUUUAUCCAGACAUAGCCUAUAUGCUGCAGUGAGGCAUAUAAUCAGUAUUUGUCAUCUUAAUUGUUUUUGUAUCGACAGGCGUCGCAAAAGGUUGAAUAGAGUUGUCGGAAUGAUUUUCAGUGUUAAUUUCUAAGUAAGUGACUAAGUUUCUGCACUCAGCAUUUUUUUUUCCUCCAGGAAAAUGAAAGCAAGAUAUUGAGUAUGCUUAGUGUGGGAUGCCACCUCUGUGACAAUAAAAAAAUAUUAAUUUAAUUAUUAAACGUGCAUUUACUCUGCCUAGGAUUGUCUAAAUAUACUUUUUAGGAUGUGCAGAUCUGUAAACUUGAAGAGUUGGGUUUUCGAAUCCUAUACUGAAUAUAUCAAGCGAAUGUGUGCCGCUAGCUGCAGUGAGGGUUUGGAGCCGCGGAGUGCCCGAGUGGACGUUUAUCUUGCAGUCUGGGUGAACUGUUUUGGUGUACUCCAUUCAUUUAUUUUUCUUUGAAUGAGUUUCUUUUUUUUUUUAAGUUGUAUAAUUUAUUUCCUUGCAAAAUAAAGAUGUCUUUUAAGGAGACUGAUAUGG
Messenger RNA from Colossoma macropomum (tambaqui), 6380 nucleotides. It is a transcript of the gene cul5a, whose product is annotated as cullin 5a. Gene Ontology annotation, cellular component: Cul5-RING ubiquitin ligase complex; SCF ubiquitin ligase complex. The record is from RefSeq and is a predicted model, not a curated record. Gene Ontology annotation, molecular function: ubiquitin protein ligase binding. Gene Ontology annotation, biological process: protein ubiquitination; SCF-dependent proteasomal ubiquitin-dependent protein catabolic process. The transcript has 19 exons. NCBI's taxonomy places the organism in Eukaryota, Metazoa, Chordata, Actinopteri, Characiformes, Serrasalmidae. The coding region runs from base 101 to 2443 and encodes 780 amino acids.